This is a messenger RNA of Drosophila innubila, 813 nucleotides long. RefSeq names its product vacuolar protein sorting-associated protein 28 homolog (gene Vps28). The record is from RefSeq and is a predicted model, not a curated record. The transcript has a single exon. Gene Ontology annotation, cellular component: ESCRT I complex. Gene Ontology annotation, molecular function: protein-containing complex binding. Gene Ontology annotation, biological process: protein transport to vacuole involved in ubiquitin-dependent protein catabolic process via the multivesicular body sorting pathway. The coding region runs from base 117 to 749 and encodes 210 amino acids. NCBI's taxonomy places the organism in Eukaryota, Metazoa, Arthropoda, Insecta, Diptera, Drosophilidae.
ACAGCGAUUACAAUCGCUUUUGAGGUCAACAAUUGUUAUCGCUCUUCGUCAUACAUCUGAGUUAAUUUUUUUGCAUUUAUUUUAUUGGAAAAAAAGUAGACAAAAGCAUUUUGACCAUGCAGGAACAGAGUCCCGAGCUGUACGAGGAGGUCAAACUAUUUCGCAAUGCUCGUGAGCGUGAGAGAUACGACAACAUGGCUGAUUUAUAUGCCAUUAUAAACACAAUACAGCAGCUGGAGAAGGCGUAUAUCAGAGACUGCAUUACGCCGCAGGAAUAUACGGCAGCAUGCUCCAAGCAUCUGGUGCAAUACAAGAUUGCCUUCAAGCAGGUGCAAUGUGACGAGUUUCCCACUGUGGACACCUUUGUGAAGAAGUUCCGUCUCGAUUGUCCAGCGGCUCUAGAACGCAUCCGAGAAGAUCGCCCCAUCACCAUACGAGAUGACAAAGGCAACACAUCCAAGUGCAUUGCGGAGAUUGUGUCUCUGUUCAUCACCAUAAUGGACAAAUUGCGGCUGCAGAUCAACACAAUGGAUGCCCUGCAGCCAGAUGUCAAGGAUUUGGCCGACAAUAUGAAUCGCUUGUCGCUCAUUCCAGAGGACUUUGAUGCCAAGGAGAAGGUGGACAAAUGGCUGGGAACUCUCAAUGAAAUGCAGGCAUCCGACGAACUGACCGAGGCACAAGUGCGGCAGUUCCUCUUUGAUCUGGAAUCAGCCUAUGCCGAUUUCAACAAGCUUCUCCAUAGCCAGUAAUUGUUAUUAAUUUUUAAUCGUAUAAAUUAGUCUGUAUAUGUCUCAAUAAAAAACAAAACCAGAA